UUUCAAUCCGAGGGCUGGGGCUGCACCUGGAUUUUGAUUAGCCAAGUAGGCCCUAGGAAUAUGUGGCCCAACGCUCAAAACCAACAACUCAUAAACCAAUAUUUGAAGUCUCGUGCAGCUUAUGCCCCAUAUAGAGAGCGAAAAGGUAAGGACGUACGGCAAGGCCUAAAGGAAUUUGGAAACAUAGAUGUGCGGACUCCACGUCUCUACUGCGGUUGAGUCAUCUUCAAGCACAGCAGCGAACAAUAAGUGGUGUAAUGGUGGCAACAUUUAGCGAUCACACCAUUGCCCCGUCAAUGCAACCAAUUAUCCUGUCCAUGGCAGUGGACGAUGAAGAUGCUUUUGAAAGUGAAUACCGGCUGCGAAUUGGAAAUAGUGUCAAAUAUCUCGUCGUCUCCCCCGGGACCUUUGACAGAGAUACACUUUCAUUUCCUCUUCAAUCCCUGCCCCCUCUUCCUUACGAUGAAAAUUGGACAGUGGCCAAAAUCUCGCGGGAUAAACCAACGGCCAAUUGAAAACCUCGCUCUUCAGCCGAACACUCGCCGGCGUCAAGUCUCAAUGGUAUCAUAUCAAGAUUGAUUGUCUAGAGUUGCAGAGGACCAAACACAUAGCGCUAAAUUUGCAAUGAUAGAUUAUACCCAAGCUGCGAUAUCCUUCAUACCGAUCGUAGUAUUAUUGAAUUGAACCUUUGGCACCUCUGCUGAACCAUCCUGUAUCAUACAUCUUUGGCAGUUCGUUUGAAUAAAUCACCGGAAG
This is a messenger RNA of Xylaria bambusicola, 756 nucleotides long. RefSeq lists its product as uncharacterized. The transcript has a single exon. Lineage: Eukaryota; Fungi; Ascomycota; Sordariomycetes; Xylariales; Xylariaceae. The record is from RefSeq and is a predicted model, not a curated record. The coding region runs from base 258 to 515 and encodes 85 amino acids.